Messenger RNA from Darwinula stevensoni, 7198 nucleotides. Lineage: Eukaryota; Metazoa; Arthropoda; Ostracoda; Podocopida; Darwinulidae. The record is from the annotation of a GenBank genome assembly.
GUUCAUGUACACCAUUGUGUUCAUUUUUUAUGCCCAGUCUCUCCUCCUGAUGUUGCUGUUCAGACCAGCUCUUCUCCACUUAAGAUUUAAGAGUCUAUCAGGAGCUUCAACUGCUGUCUAUGUUGCCAUGUACUUCCUCCCUCUCUACAUCUUCCUCCAGGCUGUUAUUGGUGGUCUCCUGUGUAAGUUCCAGUGCCUCCUGUACACCAUUGUGUUCAUUUUUUAUGCCCAGUCUCUCCUCCUGAUGUUGCUGUUCAGACCAGCUCUCCUCCACUUAAGAUUUAAGAGUCUAUCAGGAGCUUCAACUGCUGUCUAUGUUGCCAUGUACUUCCUCCCUCUCUACAUCUUCCUCCAGGCUGUUAUUGGUGGUCUCCUGUAUUAUUCCUUUCCCUACAUCAUCAUAGUGCUUGCUCUGGUGUCCAAUGCUGUCCACUUCUCAUGCAAACUUGAUCAAUCCAUGCACUACCUGGUAAAGUCAUCAGCUACAAACCUCCGGAAUGUGUUAAUCAUAGGAGGAAACAUGUGCUUCCUUGCAUAUGGUAUUGUGUCCCUGACCUUGCUGGAGAAUCCAGUCAUCUAUGGACCUCUGCUUGGGCUGGUGCCAUUGCCCACUAUUUUCUACAUUCUUACUGCUCGCUUCACAGAGCCUGGGAAGUUGAAUAUACUUCAAGCAUUGACUCUGCCAGAGCCUUCAUAUCAAGGCCCAGACCAAGUGAUCUACUUUUCUGGGCCCAACUUGGAAGAGGAGAUCUCUGGUGAUACAAAGAUAACAUGGCUUGUGGCAUUUUAUGCUGCAUGGAGCCCACCUUGUGUUCAAUUUGCACCAUUGUUUGCAAAGCUAUCAGCUGAGUAUGGCCUUGAUAAUCUCAAGUUUGGGAAACUGGAUGUCACAAGGUAUCCAGAAGUAGCUAAGAAGCACUAUGUGAAUGAUGCAUCAUACAGCAGGCAACUUCCAACCGUGAUACUCUAUCGCAAUGGAAAAGAAGCCAUACGACGACCAAUGGUUGACUCCAAGGGCCAUGAUCAUCAUACAGUGACUGCCGAAUGGUACAUCAAAGUAUGUCUGCCCGCCGUCUUGGCUGAAGUGAAGCAGAUGCAUCCAAAGACUGGUCUUCGUGGGUUGCUCCUUCAUCACAACAACGUUCCUGCUCACACUGCAGUUCGCACUUUGGACUUUCUGGUGGAGCAGGGAAUGUUGGAUGUCUUAGCAGGAGCUGAGGCUGUAGCCAAAGCUUCACAUCCAAAACAUGAUGGUGGUAAAAAAUAUCUGUAUGGGACAGCUGGGUUCCGAAUGUCUGCCUUGGAUCUGGAUUUCAUCAUGUACCGUAUGGGGCUGUUGGCAGUACUGCGAUCUCGUAAACUUGAUGGUGCUACUGUUGGAGUGAUGGUCACUGCCUCUCAUAACCCUGAAGAAGACAAUGGAGAAAUGCUUGCUCCAUCUUGGGAAGAAUUAGCAACUGCCCUGGUUGCAAUCCCUGAUUCACAUCUGGCAUCAUACCUCAGAGAAAUUGUGGUAUCAGAGGGCAUUGGGAUGGAGGGAUCUUGUCAUGUUCUUGUGGGACGUGACACAAGGGAGAGUAGUCCAAGGCUCAGUGCAGCUGUUGAAGAUGGGAUUGCAGCUCUAAAAGGGUCUUGUCUGGAUUUUGGGGUUGUCACAACUCCUCAACUUCAUUAUUUUGUCGUCUGCCAAAACUCAGGAAUUUCCUUGGAACCAAUCAGUCUCUAUGAGGACCUUUACAUGAAGAAACUGGCUGGGGCAUUCAAUAGCCUGAUGACUGGAUUAUCUGGGAACCAUUAUGACAAGAAGGUGAUAUGUGAUUGUGCUAAUGGUGUUGGGGCACUAAAGAUGAAGGAACUUGCACCAAAGAUCUCUUCUUUCCUCACCAUUGAGAUUAGGAAUGCUGGGGAGGGUCGACUCAAUCACAGUUGUGGUGCAGAUUUUGUCAAGGUGCAGCAUCGGGCACCUGUUGGAAUUUCAGCAGAGCACACUGGGCGUUGUGUGUCCAUAGAUGGUGAUGCUGAUCGAGUUGUAUAUUUCUAUCAUGACAACGAUGGUAAAUUCCAUCUCCUUGAUGGGGAUAAGAUAGCUACUCUUAUUGCUGCAUAUCUGAAGGAACUCAUCAAUGAUUGUGGACUGAGUCUUCGACUUGGUCUUGUACAGACUGCUUAUGCCAAUGGAAGUUCCACAAUCUAUAUACAAGAAAAACUUGGAGUUCCUGUUUCCUGUGUUCCAACUGGUGUGAAGUAUUUGCAUCACAAGGCACUGGAAUAUGAUAUUGGAGUUUACUUUGAAGCCAAUGGUCAUGGAACUGUUGUCUUCAGCAAAGAAGCUGAAGCUCAGAUUUUGAGUGCUGCAGAGAAAUCAACUGGGCCAGGAAUAGAAGCAGCAACUCGCUUAAGGAAUUCCUUGGAACUUAUCAAUCAGAGUGUUGGCGAUGCACUUUCUGACUUUCUCUUGGUGGAAACCAUAUUGGCCUUCAAGGACUGGUCACCAUCAGACUGGGAUGCUGCAUACACAGACCUGCCCAGUCAGCAGGUCAAGGUUCAUGUUGCUGAUCGCACUGUGAUUACAACAACUGAUGCAGAACGAAAGUGUGUUACACCUGAUGGUCUUCAAUCAGCAAUCACAGAAGUAGCAAACAGGCAUGGGAAGCUUGCAAGGGCCUUUGUCAGACCUUCAGGUACAGAGGAUGUAGUUCGUGUGUAUGCUGAAGCCUCUACUUGGUCUGAAGCUAAGGAACUUGCAAAUGAAGUUGCUGCUCUUGUUCACCACAUGGCAGGAGGCGUCAUCAAGAACUUCAAGCGCAACUACCAAGACUGGGUUGGCUGGAUUGAGGUACCUGCAGGUGGGCCGAAAACUAGGAAGGAGCCAGUGCGACGUUUCACAAUAGUCAAUCACAGUGGUCUCACCCUUCAAACCAUCACUUAUGGGGCCACACUUACAUCACUUCAAGUACCUGAUCGAGAUGGAGAACUGGAGGAUGUUGUACUUGGCUAUGACACUUUCCAAGCAUAUAUCUUUGACACUCGAUACUUUGGCUGCACUGUGGGAAGGUUCACAAAUCGCAUAGCCAAUGGGAGGUUCAGACUUGGGGACCGUCUUUAUCAACUACCAAUGAAUGAUGGCCCUAAUCAUCUUCACGGUGGGCCUCGUGGUUUCCACAAGCAGCUGUGGAGUUCACAUGUGGAAGGUGAUAGUGUGUUGUUCUCAUAUCUAAGCCAGGAUGGUGAGGAAGGAUACCCUGGAGAGGUUAUGUGUCAUGUCAUGUAUCACCUGACUGCUGCAAAUGAGGUUGUGAUCAGUUACAAGGCCACUUCCACAAAGCCAACUCCUGUGAAUCUCACCAAUCAUUCAUAUUUCAACCUGGCAGGCCAUAAUGCUGGGAGCAGUGCUCUUUAUGAACAUGAAGUUUGGCUUAAUGCAGACUCUUACACACCAGUCAAUGAAAAUGGGAUUCCCCUUGGAACUCGUGAAGCUGUGGCUAACACACCUUUUGACUUCAAAGUUCCACGUAAACUUGGUGAUGUAUUACCUGAGGCUGGAGGUGGAUUUGAUCAUAACUUCUGCAUCAUUGGUGGUAGUGAGAACUCUGGGACAAGUGGAGACAGAAUGAAUCGAGUGGCCAAAGUGACCCAUGCUCCAAGUGGUCGAGUCAUGGAGGUUCUGUCUACUCAACCUGGUGUUCAAUUCUACACAGGGAAUUUCCUUCCUGAGACAGGUGAUGAUUCGUGUCAAGGGAAAGGUGAUGCAAUCUAUCACAAGCAUGGUGGUCUGUGUCUUGAGGCUCAAAAUUUUCCUGAUGCCAUGAACCAUGCCUCAUUCCCCAAUUGUAUUUUGGCCCCAGGAAGUGUGACAUUGGAUUCCAGAGCUGCUUUUAGGGUCAUCAAGGUGGAAAUGGAAUUGGAAGAAAUCUCCACUGAGAAAUGUUUUGAUGGCUUCCAGAAAGUUUUUAAGCAUCAGAGGACAUUGGAUCCCAGAGCUGCUUUUAGGGUCAUCAAGGUGGAAAUGGAAUUGGAAGAAAUCUCCACUGAGAAAUGUUUUGGUGGCUUCCAGAAAGUUUUUAAGCAUCAGAGCACUGAGUUGAAAUGCCAGAUGGCAUUUGCUGUGUACCUGCCACCUGCAUAUGAGUCAGAACCAGUACCAGUCCUCUACUAUCUAUCUGGACUGACUUGCACUGAGCAGAACUUCAUUCAAAAAGCUGGGGUGCAACAGCAUGCAUCUAAAUAUGGAGUGUUGAUUGUUAGCCCAGACACCAGCCCUCCUGCUUUGAAUGUAUCCUGGAUCAGUGAUGUAGCCCAAAUUGAAAUUUUAGGUGGAUGUGAUAUCCCUGGAGAGGAUGAUUCCUGGGACUUUGGCAGUGGUGCUGGAUUCUAUGUGGAUGCUACAGAGGAGAAGUGGAAAUACAACUAUCGCAUGUACUCAUACAUCACAAAGGAACUGCCUGCUCUCAUUAGAAAGCAUUUCAAAGUUGGUGAAAAGCAGGGUAUUUUUGGGCACAGUAUGGGAGGGCAUGGAGCACUGAUCUGCUCUUUGAAAAACCCUGGCAUGUAUGCAUCUGUAUCUGCCUUUGCCCCAAUCUGCAACCCAACUAUGUGUGCCUGGGGAAAGAAGGCUUUCUCUGGGUACCUGGGAGAGAAUGAGGAAGUUUGGAAAGAAUAUGAUGCUUGUCACCUGAUUCGUAAAUAUUCUGGCCCUCCUUUGGAAAUCCUUAUUGACCAGGGUACUGAAGAUGCAUUCCUCAAAGAUAAGCAAUUGCUUCCAGAGAACUUCGUAACUUCCUGCAAUGAGGCAGGACUCAAGUCAACUUCUGUGAUCUUGCGAAUGCAAGAAGGAUACACCCAUAGCUACUAUUUCAUUGCUUCUUUCAUGGGAGAUCACAUCAGUCAUCAUGCCAAGCAGGAGUUUGAGAUCACACAUGAGAAGGGGAAUUUUGGACACUGGGAGUAUGGAGCAAGAUAUGUUGAAUCUCUGCCAUAUUUUGGUACAAACAUUGGUUAUGUCCAUUUUGUUGUGAAACCUUCAGGCCAGCAUCAGUUCCUGAUCAGUGCUAAUCACACCAACUGUGUCUUCCAUGAACUCUAUUGUAACUUGAUGUUUGUAAGCAUGAGAUCCCAACUCUUGUCCCUUCUGCAGAGAUGGAAUCCCCCUCGAAUCCCUUUGCACAUGGCAAGAAGGCAUCAAAGUACAGCUGAUUUGGGAGGUGAUGAGAAUCCCCUUGUGGUGACUGAGAAGAUGGAAAAUGUGACUCUGAUUGGAAUUAACAGGCCUCAGAAGAGGAAUUGUGUCAAUGUUCCAACUGCAAGGGCACUUCGAGAUGCAUUCCAUGCAUUUGAAGAAGAUAAUGAGGCAUAUGUAGCAGUAUUGUAUGGAAAGGGAGGAACUUUUUGUGCUGGUUAUGACCUCUCUGAUGUAGCCUCAGCUGCUUCAAAUGAGGAAGUUCAAAAUGCUGUGGUUGAUCCAAGUGAAGGCCCAAUGGGCCCUUCACGUUGGUUGAUCAGCAAGCCUGUCAUCGGUGCCAUUGAGGGAUAUGCAGUUGCAGGGGGGCUGGAAUUGGCACUCUUGUGUGACAUGAGAGUCGUAGAAGAGAAUGCAGUUAUGGGAGUCUUCUGCAGGCGCUUUGGAGUACCUCUGUUGGAUGGAGGCACUGUUCGUCUUCCAGCCGUGGUGGGCUUUGCAAGGGCCAUGGACCUCAUAUUGACUGGGAGACCCAUCAGGGCCAAAGAGGCCUUUGAAUGGGGUCUUGCCAAUCGCCUUGUUGCCACUGGCACAGCUUUGGGACAAGCAGUUCAGCUUGCAAAGUCCCUGGUCAAAUUCCCUCAGGACUGCCUGAAGGCAGACCGUCGUUCAGCUUACUAUGCCACUUUUGAUGCAAAGGAUCUGAAAGAUGCGUUCCGAAAUGAGAUCUUCUAUGGGAGACAUAUUCUGACCAAGGCAUCAUUCUUCACACUGUCGUCAGAAUGGAGCUGGAGCAAUGAAGUGAGUACCAUGUGGAAGAUCAUCAAGACACUUCGAACUCAUUGGAAGAAGUCAAUAUUCUUUGCAUCUGUUGCCUUCUAUGGUGGGAAUUAUGUGAGAAAGCAGCUGAACCAGAAUGCUUUCAUGAGGCAGCUGUGUGAGGAGGCUCUGCAGUAUGGGAACUUACCUCAGCCUGUGGGAUCCAAGAGUCGGCACAUCACAGUGAUCUUGAAUCCUGUGGCACGAGGUGGGAAAAGUCAGAACCUCUUUGACAAGUACUGUGCCCCUCUCCUGUACCUUGCUGGGAUUCGAGUGAGUCUCAUUCGGACUGAAGCAGAAGGACAGGCAAGAGAUAUAAUGGAGGUCAUGGACAACACUGAUGCUAUACUGGUUGCAGGAGGAGAUGGCACUGUGUCAGAAGUCCUGACUGGCCUUCUCAGGCGACAAGAUACCACUCAUGCAGCCCGAAGGUUCCCCAUUGGAAUUGCUCCUCUUGGCCGCACCAACCAAUUGGUGUCAAGACUGGUGGGCCACCCUUCAGGCAGUGUGGAACAGAUGGCUGAGGCAACCAUGGAAACCAUCAGGCAGAUUCACCACCCAGCCAAUGUGUUGCAGGUGUCCCCCAUUGCUUCAGAAGAAAAGGAAGGAGACAAGGAAACCUCCUCACGCCCCAUUUGUGCCAUGAAUCAGGUUGCAGUUGGUCCCUUUUUAGAUGUUGAUGCCAAGAUAAAAAGCCUAUGGUACUUUGGGCCGUUUGCCAAGCAUGUGGCAUAUGUAUGGGCCACAUUGAAGAGCAGCCCCUGGUUUAUGGAGUGGAAGGGCUUGUAUCAAAAUCCUUGCAAAGGCUGUCGUCGCUGUCAAGACCAGGAGAAGAAGGGUGGAUCACAUGAAGAAGGAUCUGGUACCAGUCGGUGGUGGCAUGCCUUUGUCCGACCUACCAGAGACCAUUUAAAAUCCACGCAAAAAGCUGUUGAGCAAGAUAUUAUAAAUCCUGAUUGUGGAACCUGGCAUGACAUUUCUCUUCAGUCUGUGUUCCUUGAAGUGAGACCAAGUGAUCCAGCCAUGGAGAUGUGCUACAUUCCAGCCCAGAUCUCUCGGUGGUCCUUCAUACACCUGGGGAUGGACCCAGAUGAUCGUCGGGAUGUAAGUUUGACGACCAUGACGUGGGACUUCGGGAACUUGGACGACAAGAGCUCGGCCGUGGAUUCGAGGUCCCACCGGGCAUACCUCCUGUUGUCUCGG